GCUGUUCACACUGAUCGCCCCUUUAGUGGUACUUACUUCUUCGAGGUGUUCUUGCCCCUUUUCCAUUCUGCAGUACCACUUAUGAAUUCUGGGUUUGAUAAAUUUCUUGCACACCCAGACCAGAAUCUCUCUGAUCAUCUGUUUUAAGUUUCUGGGUUCUGAGCAUUCUGCUUCUUUAACUAGGAUUGGCUUGAUAUUGGGGGUGAAAAAAGGUUUUUCCUUUUUCAGUUUCUUGGUGGAUGAUCUUAGGAGAUGAGUAAAUUUGUUACCCCGUCAAGAGCGUAAGGAUUUCUCCAAUUUGGGACAGCCAAAAUGAAGGAUUUUCCUGGAACACCGGGAACUUUGACUGGGCUUCUUUUGAGGAUUUUGCAGUGCCUUUUUGCAGCUGGGUCGAUUGCUUCCAUGGCUGCCACUUCUAACUUCUUCAAUUUUACAGCUUUCUGCUAUCUGAUUGCUUCAAUGGGUUUGCAAGUGAUUUGGAGCUUUGGUCUUGCAAUGUUGGAUGCAGUUGCCUUGGCAAAAAGGAAGGUCCUCCACAAUCCUGUUUUAGUCAGUCUCUUUGUUGUGGGAGACUGGGUGACGGGUACAUUGUCUCUAGCAGCAGCCUCUGCCUCAGCAGGCAUCGCUGUGCUGUACUUCAAUGACUUGGGAAGUUGCAAAUUUGGACAGGAAUGCCAAAAGUAUCAAUUGUCGGUUGCCUUGGCUGUCCUUGGUUGGAUAUCAAUUGCAAUAUCAUCCUUAAUUAUGCUUUGGCUAUUGGCUGCAGGGUAGAUUUACUAUUUGUUAUACUGUACAGGCUUGUUUGAUUUCUUCCUCCCUUAUGUAAUCCUACUAGUCUCAGAAAUUUUGAUCUUCUUGUGGUGUGCCUAUAGAAUAGGAUAGGCAAAAUUAAACGUAGUGUUAUAUAUACAAAGAUCACUCUCAUGAAUCAUUCCCUCGUCUAGAAUUUGAUUUUUGUUUCUUAUGGUAGCUUGAAUUAAACUUUGCUCCUCUGAAUUUGUGAGGCAAAAGAACUGCAACUAUUUAUAAUUUAGCAGAAGAAUGGUUAAUGAAUUGACACAGCGUGA
Molecule: messenger RNA, 1067 nt
Organism: Rubroshorea leprosula
Lineage: Eukaryota; Viridiplantae; Streptophyta; Magnoliopsida; Malvales; Dipterocarpaceae
Source: the annotation of a GenBank genome assembly